AUGACAUCAAUCUCAGCCAAGAAACCAGUUCGUCUGAUCCUUUUUGACGUGUUCGAUACACUAUGUACCCCGAAGCAACCUAUACAUGAGCAAUAUCAUGACGAAGCCAUAAAAGGUGGACUUUCACCCAAUGACAUAAGCCCUUCAAGUGUAAGAGCAGCAUUCAAACCAGCGUUUAAGGCUGUCGAUUCGAAGUGGCCAUUGUACGGUAAACAUACAGAACCAGCUUUGACGCCUGAAGAAUGGUGGACAAAGAUCAUACACCAAACAUUGUUAGAAGCGGGGGCACCUAAAGAUGAUUUGGAUCAGAAAAUAUCCGUCAUCGGACCAGCAUUGAUGAAUCGCUUCGAGAGUGACAAGGGGUAUAGAAAUUUCCCAGAGACUCUCGAAACUCUUAGUCAGCUCCGCGAGCUAGGUAUCAAAACCUCCAUAAUAUCGAAUGCAGAUCCUCGUAUACUGAAAACUCUUGAUUCCCUCAAGAUCUUAUCCCAACUCACAUAUCCACCUACGCUCUCAUGGGAUGUGGAAUAUGCCAAACCAUCAAAGGAGAUUUACCUUUCAGCUUGUGAGGUCUGUGAUGAAGAACCAGGCGAAGGCGUGAUCAUGGUUGGUGAUGAGCUUAAAGCCGAUUACCACGGAUCAACAUCGGCAGGGUUAGAAGGUAGAUUGAUACGGAGACAGGGCGAAUGGUCCGAUGGAGCUGUACGGACCUCGUCCGAGAGUCUUGAGGGCGUAAGAAUCAUCACGUCACUGAGGGAUAUAGUAACUGAAGCGAGAGAGCGAAAUGUCUAG
Molecule: messenger RNA, 792 nt
Organism: Kwoniella botswanensis
Lineage: Eukaryota; Fungi; Basidiomycota; Tremellomycetes; Tremellales; Cryptococcaceae
Exons: 8
Coding region: 1-792 (263 amino acids)
Cellular component (GO): nucleus
Source: RefSeq, a predicted model, not a curated record